AUGGCUACGAAAGGAUCGCCGACAAGAAAUUUUCAGCGAAAUAAUACAAUGCCGAUCGUGCCGCCAUAUGAUCCAAAGACUGUCAGGACCGGGUACAGCCUGCCACGAAGGGGGCUAAUCAUUGUACCAUAUUUUGAUCUUUUCACUUGGUUCGAAGUUCUUGGGACUACAUUAGCGGCUGCGGAAAUCUAUUCUAGCAUUUAUUCCAAAUAA
Plasmopara halstedii is the source of this 213-nucleotide messenger RNA. RefSeq lists its product as uncharacterized. The record is from RefSeq and is a predicted model, not a curated record. Lineage: Eukaryota; Oomycota; Peronosporomycetes; Peronosporales; Peronosporaceae. The coding region runs from base 1 to 213 and encodes 70 amino acids. The transcript has 4 exons.